AUGUAUAAAUGUUUGGAAUGUGGAAGGAGCUUCAGCUGCAGUAGUGCACUAAAAAUACAUGAAAGGAUACACUCAGGGGAGAAGCCAUAUAAAUGCGUGGAGUGUGGAAAAUGCUUCGCUCAGAAUAGCAAUCUAAUUACUCAUCAGAAGACUCACACAGGGGAGAAGCCAUAUAAAUGCAUGGAGUGUGGAAAAUGCUUCGCUCAGAAUAGCAAUCUAAUUACUCAUCAGAAGACUCACACAGGGGAGAAGCCAUAUAAAUGCUUAGAAUGUGGGAAGUGCUUCUCUCACAAUAGCCACCUUACUGUACAUCGAAAGAUUCAUACAGGGGAGAAGCCAUAUAAAUGCUUGGAGUGUGGAAAGUGCUUCUCUGAUAAUGGCGUCCUAACUAAACAUAAAAAGAUUCACACAGGAGAGAAGCCGUAUAAAUGCUUGGAGUGUGGAAAAUGCUUCUCUCGGAAUGGCUAUCUAACUACUCAUAAAAAGACUCACACUGGGGAGAAGCCAUAUAAAUGCUUGGCGUGUGGAAAGUGCUUCUCUCAUACUCAGAGCCUAAUUACACAUGAAAGGAUUCAUACAAGGGAGAAGCCAUAUAGAUGCUGGGAGUGUGGAAAGUGCUUCUCUCAUAAUAGCAGCCUGACUACACAUCAGAGGACUCACACUGGGGAGAAGCCAUAUAAAUGCUUGGAGUGUGGAAAGUGCUUCUCUGUGAAUGCCACCCUAACCAAACAUCAAAAUAUUCACACAGGGAAGAAGCCAUAUAAAUGCUUGGAGUGUGGAAAGUGCUUCUCUAACAAUGGCACCCUAACCAGACAUCAAAAGAUUCAUACAGGAGAGAAGCCGUAUAAAUGCUUGGAGUGUGGAAAGGGCUACUCUCAGAAUAGCAACCUAACUAGACAUCAAAAGAUUCACACAGGGAAGAAGCCAUAUAAAUGUUUGGAGUGUGGAAAGUGCUUCUCUGAUAAUGGCAGCCUAACUAGACAUCAAAAGAUUCACACAGGAGAGAAGCCGUAUAAAUGCUUGGAGUGUGGAAAGUGCUUCUAUAGGAAAAGCCACCUUACUCAACAUCAAAUGAUUCACACAGGGGAGAAGCCAUAUAAAUGCUUAGAAUGUGGAAAGUACUUCUCUCACAAUAGCCUCCUUACUGUACAUCGAAAGAUUCAUACAGGGGAGAAGCCAUCUAAGGGCGGUGUGUUCACGGUCUUCCCUGCCGCCCCCCUCGAAGGCCUCCACCAGCAGCAUCGAGCCCAGCCCGGGGGGCGGCAGCGGCGACGGGGAGGCCAGCAGCGAUGA
Messenger RNA from Euleptes europaea (tarantolino), 1293 nucleotides. Its product is annotated as zinc finger protein 665-like. The record is from RefSeq and is a predicted model, not a curated record. The transcript has 2 exons. NCBI's taxonomy places the organism in Eukaryota, Metazoa, Chordata, Lepidosauria, Squamata, Sphaerodactylidae. Gene Ontology annotation, biological process: regulation of transcription by RNA polymerase II. The coding region runs from base 1 to 1293 and encodes 430 amino acids. Gene Ontology annotation, molecular function: RNA polymerase II cis-regulatory region sequence-specific DNA binding; DNA-binding transcription factor activity.